UUCUAGGUGAAUUGCCUCUCGGUCUCUGCCUGUCUUGAACAUUCAUUGCAAAAAAAAGACUUAAUAAAUUACAAUUCGCAAAAAGAUCGUAACAAAUACAUAUUGGUAUUUAUCUAAAAACUGUCAAAACUUUCAACUAAUUAAGUAACAAUACAAAAUUACUUCGGUUUAAUAACACGAAGUGUCUGACAAACAGCAGAAGGUGCAGCUUAAACGAAACACACGAACCAACCGAAAUAAUCAGACAAGUUGUGAAAAUGAAACUAUAGAAACAGUCAGUGAGUGAGUGGUGUCAAUUGUUAGAAGAAGAAAUAAAGCAUUAUUGUAGUACUACGACAACGUCGUCAGGCAGUCAUCGCGACAGUCAAAAGGAAUAAGUGUACGCACACACAACCAUACAACCAUCUAGUAGAGCCGAAGCAGCAGCAGCAGCAGAACGACAAAGGGAAGGGCACGUACGUUCAACAAACAAAUCAAUUGCAAGAGGAAACUGAAAAAGAAAACGACCCCCGGACAGGUGUGGGAAAAUAAUUUGCAAAUAAAGCCAACACCGGCAGCUGUGUUUGUUUGUGUACAACAAAGAUUUUGAUUUUGCUGCUCUCCCCUCUUUUCGAAGAAGAAAUAGCGAUAUGGCCGAAGCUGUGGUAGAAGAAAGACCUCCAGUAACACCCCGUUUUUAUUGUCACAAAUGUGACGAGGAAAUCAAUAUUGCCAGCACUGAUUACAUUUGCCCCAUAUGCUCUGGAGGCUUUGUUGAAGAACUACCACCAGCUGCAGCAAAUGCCCCAGCCCCUAAUGCCGGCAGCAGUAGCAGUGGAAGCAACAAUGCUGGCUUUAACAAUGAUGAACUGCAAUUGGAAACAUUGCGAGGACAAAUUGCCAAUUUAUUGGCUUCGCGUAAUGGUCCCAAUUUGGAAAUCAACAUAAAUCCGGGUACCUUGCCAAGGCAACCAAGGGGAAUUGUGUCGCUGGGACCACCGGUAACCACUGCUGGAGGUCGGGUACGUCCUCAAAGUUUGGGUUUAGAUAAUGUCCUACUCGAUUUUCUGCAAUCGAUUUCGGUGGGCGGUAGCGGUGGUGCUGACGGUGAAAUGAAUCCCUUUGAUAAUUCUCAAUUCCUGUUCAUGGGCAAUUUGGGUGAUUAUGCAUGGGGUCGCGAAGGUUUGGAUACCAUAGUAACCCAGCUAUUAAAUCAAAUGGAAACAUCGGGCCCGCCACCAUUGGCCAAGGAUAAAAUUGAUGAAAUACCCAAAGUGGAAAUAACACCCGAAGAAAUCGAACGUAAACUACAAUGUUCGGUGUGCUGGGAAGAUUUUAAGAUACAAGAAAUGGUUCGAAAAUUGCCCUGCUCCCAUGUCUAUCAUGAAGAAUGUAUUGUUCCAUGGUUGAAACUGCAUGGUACUUGCCCCAUUUGUCGUAAAUCUUUGAACGGUGAGGAGGAUGAGGAGAAUGAUGUUCACAUGGAUGCUGUGGACGAUCGACAAAGUACAUCCGCCUAUACGUCGUCGGUUGUUGGCAAUUCGACAUCCUCCUCCUCGUCGGCUUGCCCCAUACACCAACAACAGCAAAUUGGUUCGGCGUCUAAUCAUUAUCGUAACAAUGGUCAGGAUGGUCAGCCCGGUACCAGCAGCAAUAGUGCCAGCAGUGCUUCUAGUCAACAACCACAACAGCAACAACGUUCUAAUCCUACUUCCGACAAUAUAUUUGGUUUUGAGAGAAUGGAUAGUGUUGAUUUGGAUUAAACAAACUAUAUAAAAAAAAACAAGAAUAUAAUUUAUUUAUGUUUUCUUUUUCCUUCGUUUUUAGAUUUAGAAAUUUAUACAUAAAACAAACGAACACAUACAUAACAUACACACACACACACACAUUACCCUAUAUUAUGAGAGAACACUUGAUAAAAGAAAACAAAUUGAAUUGGAGAUCAUCGACCAAAAGGAAAAUGGUAAUUGGUAUUUAAAAAAAAAAGAAAUUGGCCUUGAGACAAUAGGAGAGGUGGUUGUUUUUAAAAGGUCCAUUUUGAAAAUCAAAUAUGUGGAGGAUGAUGUUAUGGAUUAAGGGGAAUUUAUAGGGUUUUAAGCUUGAAAAAGACUCCCAACUACAAAGCGACGCUCAAGAAUAAGGCUGACAAAAACCCCAGUAGAUUAUGAAUUCCAAGGCAUGUGGAGGAUUUUGCAGGGAGAUCGAUAACCAUUGACUCAAGCCUAAAGGGAGAAUUUAAGUUCCAGGAGUAGAAUAUCAAAAGAUUUUAAAUUAUGAAACCAAAAGCUUUUGCUUGUAUGGAGUUUUGUAAGAGAUCAGAAAUGGAAAUAUGUGGAAAUUAGGAAAAUGCUAUGGGCAAAGUUCGAAUGUAGAUUGAAGAGAAUGAGAUUUAGGGUGUUUGGAAAGGUUAAAGAGAUUUUGAAGGUUAAUUUAAAUCUGCUAUCAAUACGAUGGAGUUAACAUUUUGUUAUUAACCAAUUUAAAAACCUAUAUUAGUUCCAAAGUUCGUGGCAAAUAGUAAGGAAACUUAUAUGAAUUAUGAUUUAAUAACAACAAAACCGAAAGUAGUAAAGUUUUUUCCAGGGGACUUGACCAGUAGCAGAUGACCCAAAAGAAGUCCAAUUCGGCCCAUCUAAAAACUAUGCGUUUAAAAGAUUUCUAUUACCAAUUAGUUAUAGAAAGACAAUACCUUAUUAUUCAUUGCCUAGAAGAAGAAAUCUCUAAAAGAUGAUCUAUGUAGGUCCUCCACUUAUGAUAGACUUCUUAAAAAGGUUUUAUUUUUUUGUAGAAGGUCUCUUACGAGGCCCUCUGUUAAUGGAAAAUCCACAAAUGCUAAAAACGCCGAGUAAGUUUUUUUUCUUUCGUUAAGGAGACCAUUUGGAGUUUCGCAAUUGUAGAGGAUCCCUAAAGAAGUGCUCCAUUUACGGAAGACUUUUCAUUAUAAUACCAUUUUUGAAGGCCUCUCAAGGUUUCAUAUUUUCAAAGAAGAUCCCCCUAAAAAGAGUUUUCUUUUUGUCGAUUACCCCUAUCGAAGUCAUACAUUGCUGCAAUACCUACCUAUGAUAGAAUUCUUAAGAAGUACUUCUUUUAAAGAAGGUCCAUAUGGACUUCCUCCAACAAAAAUCCUCAAAGAGGUUCUAAUUUUUAAAACGCCGAUCAAAAUUUUUUUUCUCUUUAGGAGACCCCAUAAAGAGGUUUUUAACCGUGCAGGAUUUCUAACGAUGGUCUCUUUUUACAGAGAUCUAUAAAUAUACUCCUAAAUAUUUGUUAAAGGCCCCAAGGUCCUCUUAUUUACAGAAGACCUCUUAUUACGAUACCAUUUUUUGAAGGCCUCCCAAGGUUUUAUCUUUUCAUAGAAGAUCUCUCUAAAAGAGUUUUCUUUCGAUUAUCACUAUCCUAAAGUCCUGAAGACUUAUGAUAGACUUCUUAAGAAGUUCUCCUUUUAAAGAAUGGCCAUAUGGACGUCCUCCACCCAAAGCCCACAAAGAGGUUUUAUGUUUAAAAAACUGAUUAGAAAUUUAUUUUCCUCUUUAGCAGAGCUUUUUAUCCGUGGAAGACCUGUAACGAUGGGCUUUGUUUACAGAUACCUCUAAUUAGGAUAAUAAGAGUUAAGUGCCUCCCAAGGUUUCAUCUUUCUUUUUUAUAGAAGACCCCCUAAAAUUGUUUUAUUAGUGUCGAUUACCGCCAUUGACAUCCUAUAUUGAUACAAUAUCUACAAGGAGGUCCUAAUUUUUAAAAAGGACUAUAGAGGAAAUGUGAUUUGUUUGAAAAAGACUCCACUUUCCGAUAUUUAUAUUAGAACCUUCGCCUUCCCAAAAAACUAUUGAGAAAGACCAAGGAGGUCCUAAUUUUUAAAAAAUAUGUAAAAGUGGCUCCUCUAUAGAGAAAAUGAAAUUCGUUUGAAUAAGACUCUGUUAAGGUAUGUGUUGACCUUUUCGGAUAUUUAUAUUAGAAACCUUCUAAGAGAGCUUAUUUUUAAAUUGUCGCCUUACAAAAAAAAAAAAAAAAAGAAAAAACUAUUAAGAAAAACCUUGGCUUUGCCACCACCCUUUGCAUUCAAGGCCAAUUUCAAAAAUAAAAAAAAAACGAUUCCAAAUUCAAUUAAAAGCUCAACUAAAGAAAAAUAUAUAUUUUCUUAUGACAUUUUCAUUAAUAGUUUAUUUUUUCGAUUUCAACACAAAAAAAUGACUUUUCUUUUUACCAAAAAAACAAAAACAUAAAUAUUUCAAACAUGUGUUAAGUUAUUGCUUGUAUUUUUGACAUUAUAAUAAUGCAAAUUAAAAUAAACUAAGUUAAAACAUAUACAUACAUAUAUAUUAUAUACUAUUACCAAAUCUGAAAAUAUAUUUUCAAUUAAAAAAAGAAACACAAUAAUAAUAUGUAAAAAAAUGAUUAAUAAAAGAAAAAAAAAAAAAACAAAGGAGCGCAGUUAAAUACUAUAAUUGAAACUAAAUUUUAUAAUAUAUAAAAAAGCAUAUACAUACAGAUAUUGUUUUGUAAAAUAAACCAAGGAAAUCUUUAAGUAAGGCAAACACAAUGUGACCAUUGAAAAAUUAUAAAAAAUAAUAAAUAUUUAAAAACUACAUUAUGAGAGUUUCUAGAUGACAAGACAACUUGUCAAGCUAUACGUCUAAAAAAAAACACUUUUUUCCCAAACAGAAACAAAAAAGAUAAAUAAAAUAAAAAAGAUGUAGGUUAGGGAGAGGUAUUAUUACAAUACUUGUUUACAUUGCAUAAUAAAAUUGUAUUCUUUUGUGGCAAUAAAACUAUUCAAUAUCUAAUUAUCUUCAUCACCAUUUUUAAUACGAAUAAAAAAAAAACAAAACAAAUAAUUUAUUAUUUUUUUAUUAUUAAUUAUUCAAUAUUUAUUGGUAUGACUUAUGUGAAUUAUAACAAUGGACUUGAUAAAAAAAAAAUAAUAUUUGCACUUUUGUUAUUCCAUAUAUAUACGUUUUUUUCUUUUAAUAUUUUCAUGCCAACAUUUACAUUUUCAAAAACAAUGAAAGAGAAAACUUGAAAAAAUUUUACAAUUUAAUACAUUUUCAAAAUAUUAACAAAAAACAACAUGAAAUAAUUUAUCUAUAUAAUUAGCUUAUAGUUGAUGAAAUAAAUAUAUACAGAAGUUGAAAACAAAAAACACAUAAAAUGUAACGAAAAAAAUAUAACGGUUAAACAAACAACAACAAAACUACACAGAAAAGGCAAAAUAAAAAAGUUUUUGAAAAA
Molecule: messenger RNA, 5205 nt
Organism: Musca domestica (house fly)
Lineage: Eukaryota; Metazoa; Arthropoda; Insecta; Diptera; Muscidae
Gene: Iru
Product: E3 ubiquitin-protein ligase Iruka
Exons: 2
Coding region: 630-1742 (370 amino acids)
Biological process (GO): protein ubiquitination; ubiquitin-dependent protein catabolic process; positive regulation of DNA-templated transcription
Cellular component (GO): cytoplasm; nucleoplasm
Molecular function (GO): ubiquitin protein ligase activity
Source: RefSeq, a predicted model, not a curated record